AUGGCGGAUCAAUUACUGGAUCAAGUGCGAGAGCUUGCGGAGGGUCAAAUUGAUUUUGAGGGACAACGUCUGGCAGAAUAUCUUGCAACAGCAUUGCUCGCUAUCUUCGGAGCUAUCUCUUUCAUUGUCGGGUACUUUCAACAAGAUAUCAAACGUGCCCUCCUCAUCGGCUUGGGCGGCACCGCAGCUACAUUUUUGCUAGUCGUACCUCCAUGGCCCUUCUUCAAUCGUCAUCCCGUCAAAUGGUUGCCAGUUGGUGGAAAGGAGUCACAGUCGCAGGGGAUCAUGGUUGAUGGACAGGUCGUAGGUUGA
Molecule: messenger RNA, 312 nt
Organism: Cadophora gregata
Lineage: Eukaryota; Fungi; Ascomycota; Leotiomycetes; Helotiales; Ploettnerulaceae
Exons: 4
Coding region: 1-312 (103 amino acids)
Biological process (GO): protein targeting to ER
Cellular component (GO): endoplasmic reticulum membrane; signal peptidase complex
Source: RefSeq, a predicted model, not a curated record